Molecule: messenger RNA, 390 nt
Organism: Coniosporium apollinis CBS 100218
Lineage: Eukaryota; Fungi; Ascomycota; Dothideomycetes
Exons: 2
Coding region: 1-390 (129 amino acids)
Source: RefSeq, a predicted model, not a curated record
AUGAAGGCCUUCACCACACUCACUACUCUUCUCCUCGCGGCCUCUACGGCAUCUGGGAGCCCCGUUCCGCUUCCCGGAAUGGAAGGCGCGAUCGAGCAGCUCAGGGCAGCGGGACACUCUGAGCGCCACAUCGAGGCAGUCCUCGCCGUCCGCCAUCCCUGCCCCUCAUACCAAGCUCCGCAUACAAAUCAUGCAGAAGAGCGCGACAUGUCGCCGUCGGUGAUGGGAUCGGUUCUGAAGAAGAGGAGCAUGGAUCCGGCUAAGGAGAAGUCGAUCAUGGACUAUAUUCAGAGCAUGAUGAGUGGGAAGGCGCUGGGGAAGAGGGAUGUUGCUGAGGCGGAUGUGGCUCUUGUGAGACCCAAGUCUUUUCGGGCGAAGAGGGCGCGGUAG